Chaetomium globosum CBS 148.51 is the source of this 678-nucleotide messenger RNA. RefSeq lists its product as uncharacterized. NCBI's taxonomy places the organism in Eukaryota, Fungi, Ascomycota, Sordariomycetes, Sordariales, Chaetomiaceae. The record is from RefSeq and is a predicted model, not a curated record. The coding region runs from base 1 to 678 and encodes 225 amino acids. The transcript has 2 exons.
AUGGCCCCCAGCAAGACCCUCCUCGUCGUCGGCUCCGGCCCCGGCAUUGGCCGCGCCGUGGCCACACUCUUUGCUUCCAAGCGCUACACCAACGUGGUGCUGCUUGCCCGCCGCACCGAGUCCCUAGCCACGGAGAAGGCCGCCGUCGAGGCCAGCAGCCCCGGCGCCAAUGUCAAGGUGUACGCCGUCGACGUGACCGACCCGGUCGCCGUGGCCAAGGCGCUUGACGACGCCGACGCCGCUGUCGGCAAGCCCGAGUGCGUCUUCUUCAACGCUGCUCGCGUGCUGCCGUCGGCGUUUUUUGAGCACGACGUCAAGGAGAUCGAAUACGAUCUCAAGAUCAACGUCUCCGCCCUGUACCUCCUCGCCCAGCGGUACAUCCCACACCUCGUAUCGUUGGCCAAGGAGGCCGACAGCAAGCCCGCAUUCCUCGUCACCAGCUCGGCGCUGCCGCAGCACCCAAUCCCGCAAUUGUUCGCCCUGUCGCUGGUCAAGGCCGCCCAGCGGAACCUGGUGCGGAGCUUGAACCUAACCUACGCACCCGAGGGUGUCCACGUCGGCGUCAUCAAUGUCGCUGGCCAGGUCUUCCCCGAAGAUCCGGUGAGGAACCCCACGAACAUUGCGGCCGAGACCUGGAAGUGGUUUGAGCAGGGGACCGAGUUUGAGGUCGUUAUCUGA